Molecule: messenger RNA, 1818 nt
Organism: Loxodonta africana (African savanna elephant)
Lineage: Eukaryota; Metazoa; Chordata; Mammalia; Proboscidea; Elephantidae
Gene: POF1B
Product: POF1B actin binding protein
Exons: 15
Coding region: 1-1818 (605 amino acids)
Biological process (GO): epithelial cell morphogenesis; bicellular tight junction assembly; actin filament organization
Cellular component (GO): actin filament; adherens junction; bicellular tight junction
Molecular function (GO): actin filament binding
Source: RefSeq, a predicted model, not a curated record
AUGAUGAGCUCAAGCUAUUGGAGUGAGACCAACAGCAGCAGCUGUGAGACCCAGCAGCCCUCAGAAGUGCUGCAGUGCCAACCCCAGCAUUACCACUGCUACCAUCAGUCAAGCCAAUCCCAGCAGCCCCCAGAAAAAAAUGUAGUAUAUGAACGCGUGAGGACAUACAGCGGGCCCAUGAACAAGGUGGUGCAGGCCUUGGACCCCAUCAGCUCACGAGAAGUGCUCUCCCCUCUCAAAACCUCCUCCUCCUACCAAAAUUUGGUUUGGAGCGACCAUUCCCAGGAACUCCAUUCCCCAACUCUGAAAGUAUCUACCUGUGCCCCAAGCACUCUACAUAUAACCCAAAAUACUGAUCAGGAAGUCCAGUCUCCAACAGUGAAAGUCACUACAUAUCCACAGACCACCAUUAGGAGAUACAUAGUACAAAAUCCUGAACAGGAACCACUGUCUCCAUUCCUAAGAGGAGGCCAUUUCUUCCCAGGAAACAAUGUUAUUUAUGAAAAAACAAUAAGAAAAGUGGAGAAGCUAAAUCCAGACCAGCCUUGGAAACCCUACAGAAUCUACUCGAUGACUUUUUUUUUUUGGUAUCUUCAGGUUCAAUGCCAUCAUCAUCAUGUUGUCCAACAACCCCAGAUCAUCCGCUCUCCACACUAUCUACAAUCUGAUUCUACUCAACAAAUACAGACCAUCACAGGAAGUGAUUCAAUCUCUACAAACACUGAAAAUGAGCUGGGUCAUGGUGGAUCAAGUCAGACACAUGAACAGGUUAUAAUUCAGGAUGCUGGCCCUGAAAAAUUGGACCCCAAGUAUUUUGGAGAGUUGCUUGCUGAUCUAAGCCGUAAGAAUAUGGACCUAUACCACUGCUUAUUAGAACAUUUGCAGAGAAUUGGAGGAAGCAAACAAGACUUUGAGUCUACAGAUGAGUCAGAAGACAUUGAAUCAUUGAUUCCUAAAGGACUUUCAGAAUUUACAAAACAACAAAUUCGCUAUAUUCUGCAGAUGAGGGGGAUGUCUGAUAAGUCACUUCGACUAGUACUGUCCACAUUCAGCAACAUACGGGAGGAACUUGGACAUCUUCAAAAUGACUUGACAUUACUGGAAAAUGACAAGUUAAGACUUGAGAAAGACUUGGCAUUCAAAGAAACGCAAAUAAAAGAGUAUGAAGAACUUUUGGCAUCAGUGAGAGCAAAUAAUCGCCAGCAGCAGCAAGGACUUCAAGACUCAAGCUCAAAAUGCCAGGCACUGGAAGAAAACAAUCUCUCUCUUCGACAUACACUGUCUGACGUGGAAUAUAGACUAAAAGAACUAGAAUACUGUAAACGUAAUUUAGAACAAGAGAAUAAAAACCUUAGAGUGCAGGUUUCUGAGACUCACACAGGCCCAAUGCUGCAGGCAAAAAUGGAUGAGAUUGGCAGUCAUUACAUGGAGAUGGUAAAAAACUUGAGAAUUGAGAAAGAUAGAGAAAUCUGCAAAUUAAGGACCCAAUUAAACCAGUAUCAAAAAGACGUUUCUAGAAGAGAAGGAAGUUGCAGUGAUUUCCAACUCAAGCUUCACGAACUGACAAGUUUGCUGGAAGAGAAAGAUGCGCUUAUAAAACGUCAGUCAGAGGAACUCUCCAAAUUAAGACAAGAAAUGUAUUCAUCUCAUAACCAACUCACCAGUGGUGGAAGGACUACUAUUACCACUAAAAAGUACAGGACACAAUAUCCCAUCCUAGGCCUUCUGUAUGAUGACUAUGAAUAUAUACCACCAGGCAGUGACACACAGACUAUUGUCAUUGAGAAAACAGAAGACAAAUGGACCUGUGUAAGUUAA